AUGACUAAGCUCCAAGAACUACGACCAUCUUCCUCUUUGAUCAGCGGCGGGAGUCGGGAGAGAGUGCGAGGGGACUGCUGGGAAGCCAACUUAUCAGCAUUUGUGAUCCUGUCCCGGGGAAAGUGCGGACUUUCCACUUGUACCACUCACUACCUGGUGGCCAUGUCAGUCACGGAUCUGCUGGUUGUUAUCACCGAGGUCAUACUCCGCCGAAUCAACAAUUAUUAUUUUCCAUUAAAUGUCCUGAAGCUCACCUCUGUGUGUCGACCUCUCUAUGUUAUGAUCCGUGCAGCCAUUGACUGUUCGGUCUGGUUCACUGUCACUUUCACCUUUGACCGAUUUGUUGCCAUUUCUUGCCAAAAGCUGAAAUUGAAAUAUUGUACCAAGAAAACUUCAACUGUGGUUCUUGCAAUAACUAGUAUUCUCCUAUGUUUAAAAAACAUUCCCAUCUACUUCAGAUAUAAACCUAAAUGGGUAAUCAACAAUGUGGAGUGGCGCUGCUCGAAUCAGCAAAACUACUUUAGAGAUCCCAGGUGGACAGGAUUUAGGAUUUUUGAAAAGGUUUUAACACCAUUAUUACCAUUUGGUUUAAUUCUGUUGCUUAACGCUAUGACAAUCAGACACAUUUUAAUGGCCAUUCGAGUCCGUAAGGGACUGAAGGGGCAAAAAAAAGACGAGAAACGCAGCGACCAGGAGAUGGAGAGCAGAAGGAAGUCCAUGAUUUUACUCUUUACCAUAUCGGGCACCUUCAUCCUCCUGUGGCUUGUUUACAUUAUAUAUAUAUUUGAUUUUGAUGAUUCCGUAAUCGAUCCUCGUGGGAUGUUUGAAGUGAUUGCUUAUAUGCUGAGAAAUUUAAGUUGCUGCACAAACACGUUUAUUUAUGUGGCUACUCAGUCCAAGUUCAGAGAUCAGUUGAAAAGGAUGUUGAAGUAUCCUCUAACGUCUAUUCAUAAAUUCAUGAAUAGUCAAAACAACUGA
Rhincodon typus (whale shark) is the source of this 978-nucleotide messenger RNA. Its product is annotated as prolactin-releasing peptide receptor-like. Gene Ontology annotation, biological process: G protein-coupled receptor signaling pathway. Gene Ontology annotation, molecular function: G protein-coupled receptor activity. The record is from RefSeq and is a predicted model, not a curated record. Gene Ontology annotation, cellular component: membrane. NCBI's taxonomy places the organism in Eukaryota, Metazoa, Chordata, Chondrichthyes, Orectolobiformes, Rhincodontidae. The transcript has 2 exons. Bases 1 to 978 code for a protein of 325 amino acids.